Plasmodium malariae is the source of this 846-nucleotide messenger RNA. RefSeq names its product fam-l protein. The transcript is spliced from 2 exons. The coding region runs from base 1 to 846 and encodes 281 amino acids. The record is from RefSeq and is a predicted model, not a curated record. NCBI's taxonomy places the organism in Eukaryota, Apicomplexa, Aconoidasida, Haemosporida, Plasmodiidae.
AUGAUGGAAAAAUAUAUUAUGUUUCCCUUAUUUAUUAAUUUUUCUGCUUUUAUUGUUUUAAUUUGGAUAUGUAAUUUCAGCAAUGACACUCAUAACAAAUCAAUAGGUGAAAAUCCGAAUAUAUAUGGAAAAUUAGAUUUAAGAACAUAUAGAUUACUUGCAAAUUGUAACAAGCAUAAAGAUUCAAGUGUUACAGGACUAAAAGAAUGUAUAUCAUAUAAUGCAGGGAACGAAAAUAAAAAUAUGUAUAGUGAUGAAAAAUGGAUCAAUACAAAAAACGAAUAUUCAAAUGCAAGUUCAACAAAGAAUAAGAUAUAUCACAAACAAACUAUGAAAAAUAAAUCUAAUAUAUUUGAAACAAAAAAAUAUUCUUAUCUUGAAAAAAAAAUAUUCAAGGAAAUAGAUUAUUUCAAUUUUCUUAAAAUGAACAGAACAAUUAAUAAUAAAGUCUACGAAAAAGCAGUACUUAAAAAAUGCAGAUUAAGAAUUUUUAUACCUGUAAUAUUGUUAAUGUUGUUAUCAAUAUUCCUCCUAUUAGACAUUUUUUGCGGUAACGGACUUUUGGGAGGAAUGUAUUGGUUACUGCAUCAGUUUUCACCUGGAUGGUCUAAAACAUUAAAUAAUAUAUUGAAAGAAUCCCCCUUAAAAUCGUUAUUAGAGUAUACGUAUGAAAUGCUGAAAGAUAAUGGAAAAAAAGUAAGUGUUACUUCUUAUUCUGGACCUUUUCUGAUGAACCUCUUAUAUUUUGUACCCCUAAUUUUAUUAUGUAUAAUAUGUAUAUUAACAAUUGUUUAUUACCAUAAAAAAGUUAAGAAAUAUGAAAAAAUUAAGUUUAGAAAAAGGUAA